GCCUCUCAGGUUGAAUGUCAGAGGAAAGGCACUUGCUGGUGAUGGCACAUCUGAAACAAAGGAAUCACCUCUUGUGGUUUGUUUUGGAGAAAUGCUCAUCGAUUUCGUCCCAACUACCAGCGGCCUCUCUUUGGCCGAUGCAUCUGCCUUUAAAAAAGCUCCUGGAGGUGCCCCUGCCAAUGUUGCUGUAGGCAUAUCCCGUUUAGGAGGUUCAUCAGCCUUUAUUGGAAAGGUAGGUGAGGAUGAAUUUGGAUAUAUGCUUGCUGAUAUACUCAAGCAAAAUAAUGUAAACAAUGAAGGGAUGCGUUUUGACCCCGGCGCACGCACUGCUUUAGCAUUUGUUACAUUGAGGAGUGAUGGAGAACGAGAAUUCAUGUUUUAUCGCAAUCCCAGUGCUGAUAUGCUGCUUCAAGUAGAUGAACUUGAUUUGGACUUAAUUAGAAAGGCUAAGAUCUUCCAUUAUGGUUCUAUUAGUCUUAUUACCGAACCGUGCAAAUCAGCACACAUUGCUGCUGCAAAAGCUGCGAAAGAUGCUGGUGUAGUUCUAUCUUAUGACCCUAACUUGAGGCUUCCUUUAUGGCCUUCUGCAGAGAAUGCCAGAGAAGGAAUUCUGAGUAUAUGGGAAACUGCCGAUAUCAUCAAGAUAAGUGAAGAAGAGAUUUCUUUUCUUACAAAAGGCGAAGAUCCAUACGACGAUGCUGUUGUUCGUAAACUAUUCCAUCCAAACCUCAAGCUGCUUCUUGUUACUGAAGGUGCAGAUGGUUGCCGCUAUUACACCAAGGAGUUCAGUGGAAGAGUCCAGGGAUUUAAGGUGGAUGCUGUUGACACAACAGGUGCCGGUGAUGCCUUUGUGGCCGGAAUAUUAUCACAAUUAGCUGCAGAUCUUUCAUUACUUCAGAAAGAGGAGCAAUUGAGAGAUGCUCUUAAAUUCGCCAAUGCCUGCGGCGCGCUGACUGUGAUGGAGAGAGGCGCAAUACCAGCUUUGCCCACAAAGGAAGCCGUUCUCGAAGCCAUGCUCAAGCCUGUAUCGUAAAUUCGCGGCCUAAUCUCUAGUUCUGUGAGGAUCAACUAGUCUACUACUACUUGCUUUUUGUAAAUUCUUAGCUGCUUUGAAAGCGAAAAAGCUACAACGAAUAAGAACUAAUUGUUUCAAUAAUUUGCAAGUUCAUGCUGACUCAAGCAAAGUUUUCAUAUAGCAAGCACUCCAUUCUUGAGUUCAUCCAACAUCAGAGAGCAUGUAUUGCUUUCACUGCUUAACAUAGUGUUACUAUCCAUGUAUCAACAUUCGGUUGAUGUGUCUUGUUAUAUGUACAUAUUGUACACAAGAUAUUGUGUCGAUUCAGAUCUCAUCUACUAGUACACUAUUGAAUGGAACCUGCAACUUAUUUA
Molecule: messenger RNA, 1389 nt
Organism: Arachis duranensis
Lineage: Eukaryota; Viridiplantae; Streptophyta; Magnoliopsida; Fabales; Fabaceae
Product: probable fructokinase-6, chloroplastic
Exons: 7
Coding region: 92-1033 (313 amino acids)
Biological process (GO): fructose metabolic process
Cellular component (GO): chloroplast stroma; cytosol
Molecular function (GO): fructokinase activity
Source: RefSeq, a predicted model, not a curated record